CCGGCCCGCGCGCUUCGGGAACGCCAUGAGCCUGUGGGCGGACAAGCACCGGCCCAGCGCCCUCGGCCGCCUCGACUUCCACCGCGAGCAGGCGGCGCGGCUCCGCAACCUGGUUCAAUGUGGUGACUUUCCUCAUCUAUUGGUGUAUGGACCAUCAGGAGCUGGAAAAAAGACAAGAAUAAUGUGUUUGUUAAGGGAAUUAUAUGGUGCAGGAGUGGAGAAACUGAGGAUUGAGCAUCAGAGUAUAACGGCACCUUCUAAGAAGAAGAUUGAAAUUUGCACCAUUGCAAGUAAUUAUCACCUUGAAGUUAACCCAAGUGAUGCAGGAAACAAUGACCGUGUAGUAAUUCAGGAGCUCUUGAAGACAGUGGCACAGUCCCAGCAGCUUGAGACUAGUACUCAACGAGAUUUUAAAGUGGUGCUGUUAACAGAAGUUGACAAACUUACUAAAGAGGCUCAGCAUGCUUUGCGAAGAACAAUGGAGAAGUACAUGGCGACCUGCAGGUUGAUCCUGUGCUGCAACUCAAUGUCAAAAAUUAUAGGGCCCAUUCAAAGCAGAUGCCUGGCUGUACGAGUGCCUGCUCCCAGCAUUGAAGAUAUCUGCCAUGUCUUGUCCAGUGUGUGUAAGAAAGAAGGCCUGACUCUUCCUCAGGAGCUGGCUCAAAGGAUUGCAGAGAAAUCUGGCAGGAAUCUUCGGAAAGCACUACUUAUGUGUGAGUCCUGCAGAGUACAACAGUAUCCUUUUACUGCUGAUCAAGACAUUCCUGAGAUGGACUGGGAAAUUUAUUUGAGAGAAACUGCAAAUGCUAUUGUUGGUCAACAGACACCACAAAGGCUUUUAGAAGUCCGUGGGCGGCUUUAUGAACUCCUGACACACUGCAUCCCUCCUGAGAUUAUAAUGAAGGGUCUUUUGACAGAACUUCUAAAUAAUUGUGAUGGACAACUGAAAGGAGAAGUGGCACAGAUGGCAGCCUUCUAUGAACAUCGCUUGCAACUGGGCAGCAAAGCCAUUUAUCAUCUGGAAGCAUUUGUUGCAAAGUUUAUGGCAAUUUACAAGAAGUUCAUGGAGGAUGGGCUGGAUGACAUAAUGUUCUAACUGAUGCCCAAAGUUGUACACAGAAUGUUGUGUCAAGAUACCAAUGGUGUUGCAAAUGUCUAAUUUUCUGUGCUUGAUUACAUAUGGGUCUACUUCUAUGUCAAAUAUUUUUGUUUGGCUAUUUAAUAAAACAAUGCUUGUUCAGCUUUAGAAA
This is a messenger RNA of Melozone crissalis (California towhee), 1250 nucleotides long. It is a transcript of the gene RFC3, whose product is annotated as replication factor C subunit 3. Gene Ontology annotation, molecular function: DNA clamp loader activity; DNA binding; ATP hydrolysis activity. Gene Ontology annotation, cellular component: nucleus; DNA replication factor C complex. Bases 26 to 1096 code for a protein of 356 amino acids. Lineage: Eukaryota; Metazoa; Chordata; Aves; Passeriformes; Passerellidae. The record is from RefSeq and is a predicted model, not a curated record. Gene Ontology annotation, biological process: DNA-templated DNA replication; DNA repair. The transcript has 9 exons.